AUGCCCAACCUGACAGCUGUGCCACAAUACAAGCAAUCUCACCUAGGCUUAGCGCUGUACCCCUCACCGCACCAAGGCUAUCGAGCCACGUUCCACCUUCUCUUAGGCAUCCACUCUACAACCUACAUCGUUUACACCGUGCCUUACGAUCGUGAUGUGGUCGUCAACUGCAUCAAAAGACACUAUGAUUUACUCGUGCGCAUAGCCUACCUGGACCCCGACGUGAUUCUCCACCCACCGCCUGGAGGUUGGAGUGAUGAGCAGCUCGCUGUCGAUACAUUGAAAGAGAGGAAACGCUCGGAGAGGGUCAUUGAUCUUUUGCGGCAUAUGCCUUAUUUGAGUAAGAAUAAGGAUACGGUGGGCAAGUACGAGGUCUAUAUCGAAACGGACGCAUGCACCUACCUCCGCAAUCAUGGCUGGUUUAAAGACGAGUAUAGGGAUCCUUAUGGUCUCAUGAUGCCGUGGAACUCGGAGCAGGACUCGCCUGCUGGUUUCAUUCCGUUGAGCAUGGGUAACGCCGCAACCGUAUGGAUGGUUGAUACGGACGAAGGGAUAAUUUGGCCUAUGGGACCGUUUAUUGUGACUCAAGGUGCGCCGGAAGAUCAGCCAUGGCGGGCAUGCGCAAAGCCUCGCGACAUCCAGGAGUACUUCGAUGAGCUCUACACCGAGAUCGAGACCUUGGUCACUGUUCCGGUACCAAAGACAAAAAGUGAUUGGAGGUGGUAUCACGAGAUACUAUCAUGUCGGGAGAAGGAUGGAGCACAAGUUCAGCGCUUGCUUAAAGAGCAUGGCUGGCCGGAAGCUCUCAGAAAGGAGGAAUAUCUUAAGGCUCUCGAGGAAGAGCGCUAUGACGCUAAACGCAACGAAGAGAAGAAGAGAGAAGAGAAAGAGAGAAGACGCAAGACAAGGCGCGAAAUCGCUGUUGGCAAGACCUAUGAUCUGCGUUCCAAGAGUGGGAAGGGCGGUAGUACAGCGAGCUGACAUAUCUCAUUACAGAUCAUAGUGUCUGAAAGCGAAACAUCUAUAGUGAGAGCCUGGUCGCUGAAUUUGACGCCAGACUACCGUGAACCAGAGCAAACAAGAUUUCUGGAUUAGUGAGCUGAUGGAAAGAAGAUCAACAGCUUUUUCAGUCUCGAUAAACGGCGCGACGGGUUUGUGGAUAGCGAAAAGUGGGAAUCGUGAUCAGUGAAUGUUGCAUACGAAAGUGGUCAUGCUUACCAGCCUCUCCGUGAGCGCCUACUCGGAUAUGUCCACAUGUAGCAGGAACG
Alternaria alternata is the source of this 1268-nucleotide messenger RNA. RefSeq lists its product as hypothetical. The coding region runs from base 1 to 981 and encodes 326 amino acids. The transcript has 4 exons. The record is from RefSeq and is a predicted model, not a curated record. NCBI's taxonomy places the organism in Eukaryota, Fungi, Ascomycota, Dothideomycetes, Pleosporales, Pleosporaceae.